Molecule: messenger RNA, 3175 nt
Organism: Chroicocephalus ridibundus (black-headed gull)
Lineage: Eukaryota; Metazoa; Chordata; Aves; Charadriiformes; Laridae
Gene: STRA6
Product: signaling receptor and transporter of retinol STRA6
Exons: 18
Coding region: 382-2478 (698 amino acids)
Biological process (GO): vitamin A import into cell
Cellular component (GO): plasma membrane
Molecular function (GO): signaling receptor activity; retinol transmembrane transporter activity
Source: RefSeq, a predicted model, not a curated record
UCUCUCGCCGGUGCUCUGAACUUUGCCUCGAAGCUCGCAUGGCCGCAUCCUGCACUGGGCUCCCGCAAACAGAUGCUCUAGACCCAGCUUAGCGAGGCCACACGUCUCUCCCGAGACCCCCAUCGAGCCAAGGCUCCGAGUGCCCUUUCAAGGAGGUCGCUGGUUGGAAGAAGAAGAUAAAAGCCAGAUCCUUGGAGGCCCAGCUGGAUUUUGAAAGCUCCUGGUCCCCUCCAGCUGCCGGAGUGACCUGAGAAGAUAAAGCCUCUUGGCUCAGCACCUCCAUCCCUGCAUUUCCAAGAACCCAGGAGGACGCGCCUUGGGAAAACCAAGUUGCUUUCUACCUCUCGCCAUCUCUCUCCAGCCCACAGAGGGAAGGAGGAGAUGGCCGUGGCAGCCAACGGCUCUGGUGGGACGCACGAUGUUCCGCUGGACAUCGGCUUUGCUGGCACCGAAGACCUUGUUUCUGACUGGUACAUCUAUGAAACCGUGGAGCCAGCCGUGCCACAGGAUGACAUGUUUCCCAGCGCAAUCCCAGACUGCGACCCCACCGUUUCUCCCAGACUGUAUCACGUCUGCAUGGCACCCGUCUCUCUGGCUGUGCUCGUGGGCUUGUCCUUGCUGGUGAAACGCAGGCGUCUCCAUCGGAGCUGCUGGAACGGGGUCCCAGGACUGCUCAGCCCGGCCAACUUUCUGGAGGAGGAAGGCAACCGAGGGCUGGUGGCUGCGGUGUUUGGCAUCCUGUUCUCCUCCCUGUGCGUGCUGGUCUUGGACAGGGACCCUCUGCCGCUCAUCACCCACUCUUCCCAGAGCACCCGGGAGUACUGGAAGAUCCUGGCUUUGCUCUACUACCCUGCCUUCUACUACCCCCUGAUUGCCUGUGCCACCGUCCGGCACAGGGUCAGCUACCUCAUGGGCUGCCUGCUCUCCUGGUGUCACUGCGUGGUCCACAUCUGGCAGAAGGUGGAUUGUCCCCAGUCACCCAAGAUAUACAGGUACUACUCCACUCUCUCUUACGUCCCCAUCAUCCUCUGCCUUGUGCUCUUAAGUCUUUGGUAUCCAGCCCUGCUCAUCAGGAGCUUCACUGAGCAGGAGGAGACCUUGGAUAAGGAGGUUACAGGGAAGGGUUAUUACAAGAAGUACCUAAAGUCUGUCCUGUCCAAACGCCCUCAGAAGGGGAGCUCCGCCAAGAUAGAAGAAAACCUCCUGUCGAGGGUCCGGACGUAUUUACGCUCCUACAUCUACGCUCCCGAGGAAGGUUUCCGGAUCCCCCUGAAGCUCGUCCUGUCCAUAACCACGGCCGUGAUUGCUGUCUACCAGGUGGCCCUGCUGCUCCUGGUGGCCGUUGUCCCCACCAUCCAGAUCGUGCGGGCGGGGAUGACAAAGGACAUCGUGGUGUUAUUGGUCCAGUUUGGCUUGGUGCCCUCGGAGAGCCCAGCCAUCCCAGGUGACAUGGAGAAAGAGCUCAACACCGUCAAAUAUUACCUGUGGUCACUGGAAGUCUGCUACAUCUGCUCGCUGGUGCUGUGCUGCCUGCUGACCUGUGCCAUGCUCCUGAGGACGCUGGUGAUGCACAGGAACAACCUGAAGGCGCUUUACCAAGGGGCUGUGCUGGACGUUUUCUACAAAGCCCAUAUCCUCCGCCCAUCCCGACGAGCCAUCGUCUGCUGGAUGAGCUUUGCCAGCUUCCAGACGGCUUUCGCCUGCCUGGGUCUCCUCAUCCAGCAAGUGAUUUUCUUCAUCUGCUCGGUGGGGUUUACCUUCCUCUUCAUCAUCCCGCUCCAGUCUGGCACAAAUACGUACCUCUUCAAAAUGAUUCAGAACAUGUGGCCCUUCUGGUUGACCCUGGUCAUUGCCGUCAUCGUGCAAAAUUUGGCAGCUCACUACCAAUUCCUGGAGCAGCAUCCCCUCCGGAAGGAGCUCACCAACAGGCGAGCUCUCUACAUAGUCACCUACCUGCUCUUCCCCAUCAACGUCUUGGUGGGUGUCCUGGCUGGGGUAUGGAGGAUGGUCAUUUCUGGCCUUUAUAACUCCAUCCACUUCGGCCAGCUGGACAUCAGCCUGCUAAACCGCAGCGUGGAGACCUUCGACCCAGCCAGCCCGGUCGGAGGGGCCGUCGGGGCUCCGGGCCACCAACGUGGAAGAAGGCAUCCAGCUGAUGCAGCCCAAGAAGGCACCACCGAGCAGAGCCAGGUUCAAGCAGAGCCGAGCCCGGUGGUGGCUGGCCUACACUCUCCUCAACAACCCCUCGCUGACAGCUUGCCGGAAAACCGCCCUCUCCGACCCCACAGCCAACGGCACCCAGCUCAGCCACCCCAAGCCCUGACCUCCAGAGAAGCCUCCCCACCUCUCUCUGCCUCCCUCCUCCUGCACACUCCUGUCCCAUCCCAUCCCUGUCUCCCGUUGACUCUCCUCCUGCUCUGGCAGGAGUUUUGGGCACCUCUUGCCCCUCUCCAGCCUCUGGUCCCUCUCCAGUGGUGAUGGGGGCUGGUUUUUAGCUCUACCAAGGUCCAGAGGCGAAGACAGAGCCAAGGCCAAUGGGUGACCUCCAAGCCCGACCUAGAUGGAGAGGCCUUGAUGAGCCAAGCUAAACCCUUCAGGCAUCUCAGAAACACCUUCUGAAGAGUCACUCCUGCAACGAGUCUGCCAGCUCUCAACGGUUGUCUUUCUGACGUGUGGCAAGGCAGGCACAAGUCCCCAGCACCAGGGCAGUAAGGAAAGGGGGAGAAGGUGUGUGUUUGUGUGUGUGUGUGUGUAGGGAUCCUCAGCCAGACAGAGCACAAGGAGUUACCUGCGUCCUGGCGUGGUCUUCCUGCAGAGAAGGUCCCUGCUGCCAACCCCAUCCCCAGCUUCUCCCUUUCAGGGCUGAUCCUGGCUCUCCUCGAGUGCCAUGCCUAACCCCGGGACUCUUAUUCCCCACCCCAGUAUCAUGAAGGCUGAAAUCCCCAUCUGCUCUGUCCUGGGCCAUGAGGCUGCAGAGCCAUUCAUUUUCUGUUCCCUGUAACUCUUGUCCCCUCGGUGCCUCUUACUGCCACUCCGUUGUUUUUUUAAAGCCAGCGGUUGCCCAGGGUCAGUGACCCUCUGAGCGAGCUGGGCUUGAAUCCGUAGAAAGCAGUUUUACACCUCGCUUGGACGUGCCGAGUUGGGGAAGGUUAAUAAAUCACAUACCUCAUUCCUA